AUGGUUAAAAGCUUUCCGCAUGGGGAUUUAAAUCGGGCCGAGUUGAUUGAGGAUGUCUUGAUUGAGGAUGUCUUGAUUGAGGAUGUCUUGAUUGAGGAUGUCGGCAAGUUCAUUCGAUCAGCCCAGAUCUUCUGCAAAUUCGUAGUUGGAGGUAUGAAUUAUAAUCCCGAGAAGCGUCGGCGCCGGAUGGUCAAUUUCCCCGCGGCCGUACGCACCCUCCCCGGACCCCGUCAGCAGAAAAGCCGCGCUUCGUUUGUUGUCAAAACUCACCCGAUGUUCGAGAUCAAGAUCAAGAACUUUUCGUUGUAA
Messenger RNA from Penicillium maclennaniae, 309 nucleotides. RefSeq lists its product as uncharacterized. The transcript is spliced from 2 exons. The coding region runs from base 1 to 309 and encodes 102 amino acids. The record is from RefSeq and is a predicted model, not a curated record. Lineage: Eukaryota; Fungi; Ascomycota; Eurotiomycetes; Eurotiales; Aspergillaceae.